Megachile rotundata (alfalfa leafcutting bee) is the source of this 1481-nucleotide messenger RNA. RefSeq names its product mediator complex subunit 8 (gene MED8). Gene Ontology annotation, biological process: regulation of transcription by RNA polymerase II. The record is from RefSeq and is a predicted model, not a curated record. Gene Ontology annotation, molecular function: transcription coregulator activity; RNA polymerase II cis-regulatory region sequence-specific DNA binding. Gene Ontology annotation, cellular component: mediator complex; core mediator complex. Lineage: Eukaryota; Metazoa; Arthropoda; Insecta; Hymenoptera; Megachilidae.
CAAAUCAUUAAUAUUAUGUGACCAUAGAUUUCAAUUAUAUAUCUGUAUUACAAAAGUAGAUUUUCAGGAUAAAGGUUAAAUAUCAUAUAGAUACAUAGUAUGAUCAAAAACGAAAUUUUGUUUCCAUUGAUCUCCUGCACGCCAUUUCUUUGUAUCCUUAUGUAAGAAUAUGUAAUAUACCAUCUAACUGUGAUUGUUAUGUAUUAAUGUGAUACAUGAUUCCAUAGUUCUGCAAUUUAAAAAUUGGUCUUAAGUUUAAAUUAAAGUGCAAUUGUAAAGUUUUGUGUUAAGUUUCAAAACUGCUAGUGGGAUAUUCAAUAUGCUUAAAUUAAUGAUAAUAGUGAAGCCAUGAGUUAAACUUACUGUUUUGAAAGACAUUAAUGAUUUAAAAGAGAUCAAAUGUCCCUGGAAUAGACUGUGUUCUUUUAGAUCACACCAUGUAUAAUAUUUACAGUAUUUAUAUUAAUAAUCAUACAUCCAUCUAAUAUAUUUUCAUGAACCUUUGGAUGUAUAUAGUUCAAAAUGCAGAGAGAAGAAAAGCAAUUGGAUUCUGCUUUGGAAGCCAUUAUCAUGAAAGUAAAUGACUUAAAAACAGCUAUUGCUGCAAUGAUAUUCAAAUUAGAACAUGAAUAUGAAACUUUAAAUUGGCCUAACUUCCUCGAUAAUUUUGCACUUAUUUCAGGACAUUUAACUAGUCUUUCAAAAAUCCUUGGACAUGAUAAAGCACCAAAUUUAAGAAAUCUGACAGUUUUACCAUUACGAUUAAGUCCUGAAAAAGAUGAAGAUCUACUUCGUUUAACUGAAGGUAGAAUUUCUACAUUUGCUCAUGAUUUAGUACCUGAUUAUUUACGAACUAAAGUGGAACCUCAAGCUGAACAAAAAAUGAUGCAACUUGAAGCAAAAGCUGCAAAUUUAAAUUAUGAAACGUCACAUGACUGCAAUAAACAAGUAACACAAUAUACAAAAGUCAUUAGUCAUGUAUGGGAUAUAGCAAAUAAAGCACGGGAAGAAUGGGAAAGUGAAUCUGGGUCUAGAGCGGCGCAAGCGCAGACUAGUAGCACAGCAGAUACUCAUGCUCUUGUAGCAGCUGUUGGUAUUGGAAAAGGUUUAAAGUCUGAUUCAGUGCCAAUGGUUCAAUCUGGUGUGAAUUCUGUAUCAAGUGGAAUGAUGGUAGGUAGGCCUGGAAGUCAACAGCAAAAUUCGGGACAAGGAACUUUAGGGAACUCAUCCAUGGGACAAAUGGGUAAAGCUCCAAGUACAAUAAAAACUAAUAUUAAAGCAGCAUCACAAAUUCAUCCAUAUAGAUAAAAUAUGUACAAUAAAUUACCUGUAAAAAAAAUCGCAUAUUUUUGUGUAAUGCUAUUCAUGAUAGAAAAAAUUGUUUUCAUUUUAAUCGAUCGAAAUAUAGAAGUUAGUACUAAAUUAAUAUUGUAACGUGUAAAAAUUUCAGACUUAGAAUAUUUAAAUAUGUAAAAGUUUUU